CCUGCCUGCACCCCUGCCUGUGCUGUCUGCCACAACAAGCCCUUCCAAUGCACAGCUCUGGUUCCUGUUUCCCGUCUUGUUGGCUGCACUGCCUGGGCCCCUUCCUCUUUCCCCCGCGGGGGGAAGUCAGCCUGCUUCCGUCUGCCCACUCGCAUCAGAGCUUCCGUGCUGCCUGGGGUGUGGCUGGGACGGCUGCAUCGCUCCCCUUCAGCUUCUUAGAGCUCCGUUGUGUGGGUUUUGGCUGCGAUUCAGACCCUCUAAGAACAGACCCUGGCGUGAGACUCCACUGCAAAGCUGAUCCAUUCCAGCUCACAUCUCCUGCAGCUUUUUCCCUCAUUUUCUUCACAAUCUUUUUCCCCAUCUUCUGUCCAGCCUUCUUCCCCAUCUUCUCCAUCAUCUCCUUCUCACUCUCCUUCCUCUCUCUCCUUUCCCCACCUCCUUCCCCCCUCCUCUUCUCCAGCACAGAUGCGCUUCGGAUUGGGCUGCAACCACCCCAGGUCCGCCCUCCCCUGGAGGAGCCUCCUGCCUCAUCUCCUGGCUCUGCUCCUCCUCCACCUGGGAUCAGCCCAGCUCAGGGUGGUGGCACCCAGCCCCCGUGUCACUGCCAUCGUGGGACAGGACGUCGUGCUGCGCUGCCACUUGUCCCCUUUCAAGGAUGCUCGGAGCUUGGACAUCAGAUGGAUCCAGCAACGGUCCGCUGGGCUUGUGCACCACUACCAAGAUGGAGUGGACCUGGAGCAGAUGGAGGAAUAUAAAGGGAGGACAGAACUGCUCAGGAACGGUCUCUCUGAUGGAAACCUGGAUUUGCGCAUCACUGCUGUGAGCUCCUCCGAUAGCGGCUCGUACAUCUGCGCUGUGCAGGAUGGUGCUGACUAUGCAGAAGCUGUGGUGAACCUGGAGGUGUCAGAUCCCUGUUCCCAAAUUGUCCAUUCCUGGGCGGCGGCUCUGGCUGUGGUCUUCCCAUUUCUGCUUGGGUCAUUUGUCAUCAUUGUUUUUCUCCAUUGGAAGCGAGUGGCACAGAGCAGAGAGCUGACGAGAAAAGAUGCACAGUUGGUGAAACAAGCUGCGAUAUUGGAGAAACAGGCUGCAGAACUGGUGAAACUAACAGAAGAAGUGGAGAUCUGGAGUUUAUGGUUGAACGAACACUUUCACUGUAUGGAUUCAACUGCUGCAGAUCUGAAGAAACAAGCUGAAAAACUGGUGAAAUACUGUGAAAAGAUGGAGAGAAGGGAUGCAAUAAUGGAGAUAUACAUUAGAGAACUGGAGGAACAAAGUAAAGCAGUGGAGAAAUGGAAUUCAGUGCUGAAGACACGUUUUCAAUAUAUAGAUUAUCAUUUUGCAAAUCUGAAAAAAUACGUUGCAAAAUUGGCUGAACAAUCUGAAGCAGGGGUGGUAAAAAUGGAAGAAUCGGGUGAGUCUUCCCCAAACAAAAGGAAUGUGGGGUUUCCCAUGGGUUGACAAGCUGUCCCACCUCAGCAUCCCUCGCUUUUGCUUUCUUUUCUAGAGGAAACAUCUGCAGAAUAGAAUUGAGAGAUGAACUGCGCCUCGCAAUAACCACAGGAGUUACGCUUACUGCAGGAGCUGAUUGCACAGGAUACCAACACCGCCAUAACGGGAAGCCACCAAGGAAAUCCA
Numida meleagris (helmeted guineafowl) is the source of this 1635-nucleotide messenger RNA. Its product is annotated as myelin-oligodendrocyte glycoprotein-like. The record is from RefSeq and is a predicted model, not a curated record. NCBI's taxonomy places the organism in Eukaryota, Metazoa, Chordata, Aves, Galliformes, Numididae. The coding region runs from base 466 to 1458 and encodes 330 amino acids. The transcript has 22 exons.